AACUGCGCAGUCGGCUGCGGAGCACGUUUCAGCACGUUCCAGCACAUUAUCUCGCCUUCGAUGUAGAAUUUGUAGCUCAGUCUUGUCUUCUUCUAAAAAAUACUAAUAUGAUUUCGAUUUAUAUUCAAUAAAUGGAUUAAUACAAAUUUAACAAACAUUUACAACCCUACAAACAAUUAGCACUUGCUAGAAUUCGCGAGAUACGGAACAAAUUUGACACUUUCUUCGAAUGCUGUUCAAGGCUAACUUAGAAUAGUGAAGGACACUGACGAGUACAGUAGACAAUCAUUAUACAUAUUUAACUGUUACAAACAACGCUGAGAAACUGUUACUUUCAACUAUGGUAUUUGGUCUGAGCUAUUUAUGACGCAGUCAUUGAGUCAGCUAUGAUGAUAUUUAUUUUAUUGCCCUUCUAUUCAACUACUCAAACGAUACAAACUAUUGUUGAAAAUACUUGGCAUUUAACACCACGGAAUUUGCAUAUCAUGUAAUGAUUAAAAAAAAUUCGGCUCACAUCUAUAAAGGUGUCGCAUGUUAAUAAUGACCUAACAGCAUUUCACUUAUUUAACAAUUGUUGGGGGUUCGAUUUGUAUUACCUUUUUAGUUGCGUACACGUUAUAACAAAUUAAUUAAAAAGAUUGUCAAAAACCAUAAGAGUGUCGCACACCAAUAUUUCCAAGUUUGAUAAUUUGUCAAGUAGAAACGAUAUGAAUUUCCAGAUAUAAAAAAGACAGAACGCGGCAUUAGCAAUAUGUAGGAUCAACUCAAAGCUGCGAAUGUAUUUCUCGGUAUGGAUACUCGUGCUUGUGCAGUUCUCACAUACGCAAAAUGUUUUUACCGAAGAAGUGCGCUUGUAUAAUGCACGAGAACCAUGCGAGGGAUACGAACGAGGCGAAGACGACCUUCAAACGUUCGAUUUUAUCAACAAAUUGAAACUGGAUCUUCUGGAGACCCAUUACUCUGGUGUGACACGGGUCAGGGGUAGCAAUCGCAUGCAGACAGCCUACAGGUUGGAAAAAGACACCGACGUCACUUCGCCAACAAAAAAUAUACUUCCAAACGGAUUGCCAGAGGAAUUCAGUGCAGUCUGCACAUUCAGAGCCAGGAAACUGCCUAAAUAUACUUGGCACAUUAUCAGGAUUGUCGACAUGGAAAACGAGCCCCAAUUUUUAAUCGCGGUGAACCCGAAAACUCAAACUGUGGAUAUUUCUACGAGGAAUGAAACGGGUGAAUUGCAGACUGUAUCAUUCCCGGCUGAUCGUAUGUUCGAUAAAGGCUGGCAUAAAAUUAACAUUGGUGCGUUCAAGGAUAAAUUGGUAGUGUAUAUAGAUUGCGAAUACGCUGGUACUGAAGAAAUUGAACCUCGAGGACCAAUUGAAAUCAAUGGUGAAGUCUCAAUUUCGAAGAUGUCCCAGAGCAAAGUCACUGUACCGAUCGAUAUACAGUGGAUGGUCUUAAAUUGCGAUCCUACGAGGCCAGAGAGGGAGACCUGUGAGGAACUACCGAAGAGCCUUAGCAGCCCUUUAUUACCUCAGAGGAGGCCCGGCUGCGAAAUUGUCUGUCCACAGGGGCUUCCCGGAAUUAAUGGCACAAAUGGCUUACCUGGCCCACACGGACCAUCUGGACCUCCCGGACCAAUCGGAGAACCUGGUUUACCUGGACGACCAGGAUUACCUGGACCCCCAGGGGAACAAGGGAAAACAGGUCCGCAAGGAUUCAUCGGUGCUCGAGGGUUCCCUGGAAAUCCAGGUCCAAAAGGAUCUAUUGGCCCAAUUGGACCACCUGGAGCAAAAGGAGAACGAGGAGAAAGAGGAGAUAUGGGAUUUCCCGGACUUAAAGGAGACCAAGGAUUACCAGGACCACGAGGAUACCCAGGUCUAUCAGGUCCUCCUGGUCCACCAGGAAACAUCAGCGAUUAUCGUGAUGUUUUGCCACGAUUUGUAGGACCACCAGGUCCUCAAGGAAAUCCGGGUGUUAAGGGCUCAAAGGGUGAACCAGGAGAGAGAGGUGCUAAAGGAGAACAAGGACAAAAAGGUGAACUAGGCGACGCAGGUUAUCCUGGACCUCCCGGUUUGGACGGUAAACCAGGUCUCCCUGGAUUUCCUGGUCCUAAGGGAGCCACAGGAUUUCCAGGAGUCCCAGGUUCUCAAGGGUUGCCAGGUCCUCGUGGUGAAAUCGGUGCUCCUGGAUCGCCUGGAAGUCAAGGAUUAAAGGGAGAGCCCGGUGAACCUGGUCGUGAUGGUUUACCUGGUUCAAUUGUUGGUUCCGUUAUUCCGGGACCACCUGGUGCUGAAGGACCUCCUGGUAUACCUGGAGAAGACGGACUUCCAGGAUUAAAAGGAGAACCUGGAGCCACUGGUCCUCCAGGUGUACCAGGACUACGGGGAGAAACAGGUUCUCCAGGUUCUCCAGGAUUACAGGGUCUACCUGGUUUAGCAGGAGAGCCAGGUCCGCCUGGACCUCGUGGUCUUGAAGGUCUUACUGGAAAACCUGGACCCCCUGGAUUCGAUGGCAAACCUGGACAAAAAGGUGACAAAGGUCAACAAGGAGAGCAAGGACCUAUUGGACCACGUGGUUUACCUGGAAGCACUGGCUCUCCGGGUUUGCCUGGCAGUGCUGGUAUUCCAGGAAUUGAGGGGCGACCUGGAUCUCCGGGUCCUCCAGGUCCUCCUGGACCACCAGGACCAGCAGGAUCAGACGGCGAUAUGUUGAGUACAAAUGAUAUUCUGGAAACCAUUGGCAGUCCAGGCGUUAGUGGUCCUAGAGGUUUGCCAGGUACUCCAGGAUUGCCAGGUGAAAGAGGCCCUCCUGGAGAACGAGGUCCAGAAGGUAAAAUAGGACCACCGGGAAUGCCAGGAAAGGAUGGCGCUCCAGGAUUACAAGGACCACCUGGGGUUAGAGGACAAACUGGAAUGCCAGGUCUCCAAGGAUCACCAGGACGUAGCAUUACCGAAUCAGAAAUUCGAGACAUAUGUGUCAGUGUGCUACGAGAACAGAUGACCGAGAUGGCAGCACUGAUGCAAGGUCCACCUGGUCCACCUGGUCGAGGCCGUCCAGGUCGUCCUGGAUCACCUGGUCCUCAAGGUCGCCCAGAGCAGCUGAAAGAACUAACAGAGGGUCUACGAGGGCCACCCGGGUUGCCAGGGCUGGCCCGACAGGGCCGUCCUGGUCGAGCCGGAACCCAAGGCAUCCCAGGUGACCCAGGGACUCCAGGACUACCCGGUGAGCGCGGUUUCGUAGGAUUACCUGGACCACAAGGUCCCAUGGGUCUUCAAGGUCCUCCUGGAGAUCAAGGAGAGAAAGGUGACAGAGGACCGGAAGGCGUUGGCGUGGAAGGUCCAAUGGGGCCAAGGGGACUACCUGGGCCACCUGGAAAUGAUGGUGUGGGUCUACCAGGUCGACAAGGAGAACGGGGAGAACCGGGCAGACCAGGCGUACCUGGGAUAAGAGGGCCAGUUGGACCGCCAGGAUUACCAGGAUUCUGCGAGUUUUGCAAUUAUCCAAGUGCAAACUAUUUACAGUAUACACGCGGUAAUGAAAAAGGUCCAUAAAUUAAAACUGACUCUACUUACGCGGGAGUAAACAGUGAAAUUUUAUGAUAUCAAGAGAACAAGUAUGAAUUUAUGAAUGAUGGACUUUAUGCUCAGUAAUACAUAGUUUUAAACAGUUUUUAAAUCACUGCCAUGUUACGAUUUUUUAAGUGCAAGUCCACGAAUUGUGAACACUGGGAUAUUUAGGACCCAGCCUUAUUUUAAUUCGUACGAAUUUAUUAUUGGUACUUACUACCUGAAUUUGUAAAACUGUAUAGUGGUGUGAAAACUCGGCACUUCUUUUUGUAGUGCAACAAAUAAAGAAAUAAAUAGUCUAAGGUUUCUAACCUGUUUAUUUAUACAUAAUUCUGUUGACUAUUAUGUAUUCAAGAUAUUCUAGCAUGAUUGGUAAUAUAGUUUUUCGAAUUUUCGAAUAUAAAAUUCAGUAAAUUACAGUUACCCAUCAUCAAAGUAUGUGGAACUUCUCUUUAAGGUAUAGCGAACGAAAAAAUAAAUAUUUACAUUUAUGAGGGGAUUAUUUUUAUUAGGGUUUAUUGAGAGAGUCAUUAUGUUGAUUGCUGAAUGUUAAAGAUAUUAUGACCUGAUUGCUAUUUUAGUUUGUCAAAUAUGGAAGAAUAAUGUUCGAUAAAUUAUGAACACUCCUCUGUGAAGCUUCAGAAAAGUCACAUAAAGUUUUAAGAAGUCGGAAAGUAUUUAAAAACAAUUGCGCGCCAUCAUUUAAAACGUUACCAUAUCAGUUCUGUUCCAAUUGCAAUCUUGAAGAUACCCUAUAUUGUAUUAUUGUAUAGUAGUGGAAUGUUAAUGUAAAAUAUAUUUCUAAUUAUAGAAAAGCGAGAUACAACAGCAAGAAGAAAUAAUAAAGAUAUUGAUAUCAGAUCAUUGAUAAUUUUUCGUCAAAUGAAAAACAAAACAUUAGUAUUAAAAAGGUUUACAGUUUAUGAUGUAUGUAAAAAACAAUUAAAAAACAAGUUCAUUGAAGAAAAUCUACAAUUUUCAUAUAUUCAAAAAAGCAGUUUUGUUCUAAUUAGUAUUUCGUUUACAUGUUUUGCAAAAAAAUAUAAUAGUAAUAAAAAAUAUAUAUAUAAAAAUACGUAUUACAAGCAGGGGUAUAUUAUUAUUUACUGUAACAUAACAAAUGAUCCAAAAACUUUUUCACACCACUGUAUGUGUGUUACUCCUACAAAUUAUUUUACUUACUUGAAUAUUCGGGAAGCCAUGUAUUAAAAACCACGACUUAAAAUAAUUGCAACAGCACGUCUUGUCAAUAAUGUAGAUAUUUAACUAUAAUAUUUAAUAUAUGGUUCGUUACAUGAAAUUCAAAUGACACGUUUAUAAAUCCUAUCUAUUUUGUAAGAAAUAAAAAGAAUUUGUACAUGAU
Messenger RNA from Megachile rotundata (alfalfa leafcutting bee), 4929 nucleotides. RefSeq lists its product as uncharacterized. The record is from RefSeq and is a predicted model, not a curated record. NCBI's taxonomy places the organism in Eukaryota, Metazoa, Arthropoda, Insecta, Hymenoptera, Megachilidae. Gene Ontology annotation, molecular function: extracellular matrix structural constituent conferring tensile strength. Gene Ontology annotation, biological process: extracellular matrix organization.